This is a messenger RNA of Fusarium sp. VM40, 873 nucleotides long. NCBI's taxonomy places the organism in Eukaryota, Fungi, Ascomycota, Sordariomycetes, Hypocreales, Nectriaceae. The record is from the annotation of a GenBank genome assembly.
AUGACACCUUCGAAGUCCACCAGCCGAGCGCCGGCGCUUUUUAUCUCUCAUGGCGGAGGCCCGUUUCCCGUCUUCCUCAAGGACCAUGAAUCAUACCGCCAGAUGCUUCGCGACCAAGCUCGAUACUUUGACGACGUGCGCGGCAUUAUUCUCCUGACAGCGCACUGGGAAACAAACCAACCCCACAUCACAAACUCUGACAAUCCAGAGAUCUUCUACGACUACGAUGUCGCUGAUAUGCGAACAAAGCUCCCCGAGGAGGCUUUCCAGAUUGAAUACAAAGGCAAGGGAGACUCAGAGCUAGCCAGCUCCAUUGCUCAGCGUCUCCGUACUGCCGGUUUCGAUCCUGUAGUUGAGAAUCGUGCAUGGGAUCACGGCGUGUGGGUUCCGUUGGGUAUUAUGUUCCCAGACGGCAACAUUCCAAUUGUGCAGAUGUCCAUAAUGAGUGGAAACAGUGAGCAAGAUGUGACUGAGAAGAACAUCCGUCUUGGAGAGGCGCUUGAGGAAUUUCGUGAUCAAGGAUUUGCCGUCGUAGGAAGCGGUGGAUCGUGCCACGACUUUUCGGUGGUUGGCGCCGCCUACUUCGAUCCCGAGGACAAAUUGCCGUGGCCAUCAAGAGACAUCCAGCUGUUUGAAGAUUUUCUUCGGGAUGGCGCGCAGAUCAGAGACCAGGGAGAGCGAAUGACGUUUAUUCGCGGAUGGCCUGAGGCUCCUGGUAGACGUUUAGCCCAUGUGACUGGUAGUGUGGAGCAUCUGAUGCCGUAUAUUGCUGUUGCUGCUAGUGGUGGUAAUGACUCAGGCAGAAUGGUUGGCCAGUGGGAUUUUAAGGGAACGCCUUAUGGAUUGUAUAUCUGGGAGUCUGAACGCUCUUAA